Juglans microcarpa x Juglans regia is the source of this 342-nucleotide messenger RNA. RefSeq lists its product as uncharacterized. The record is from RefSeq and is a predicted model, not a curated record. NCBI's taxonomy places the organism in Eukaryota, Viridiplantae, Streptophyta, Magnoliopsida, Fagales, Juglandaceae. The transcript is spliced from 2 exons. The coding region runs from base 1 to 342 and encodes 113 amino acids.
AUGAGGAAUCAGGUUCGAGUUAUAAGAGGCAAGAUGGUAGCUGCGCAGAGUCGUCAGGAAAGCUAUUCGGACACAAGGAGAAGAGAUCUAUUAUUUGGGGAAGGUGAUUGGAUUCUGGAGAAGGUUGGACCAGUUGCUUAUCAUAUUGCCUUACCAGAAUAUUUUGGUGAGAUUCAAGAUGUUUUCCAUGUGUCAUCAUUAAAGAAGAGAUUUGGACAGCAAGAGCCCCGUUUCAUUGAUCCAGGAAGCAUUCAACUCUGGCCUGAUCUCACGUAUGAAGUUGUGCCAACUCAGAUUUUGGAUAGAAAGGAGCAACAAUUGAGAUCCAAGUCGAUACUCUAG